Molecule: messenger RNA, 1458 nt
Organism: Pipistrellus nathusii (Nathusius's pipistrelle)
Lineage: Eukaryota; Metazoa; Chordata; Mammalia; Chiroptera; Vespertilionidae
Source: the annotation of a GenBank genome assembly
AUGGUUCAGGCUGUCCCGGACCCAGCAGCUCACAUCCAGGAAGCGCUGUCGGUGGUGAGCGAGGACCAGUCGCUGUUCGAGUGCGCCUACGGGACGCCGCACCUGGCCAAGGCGGACAUGACCGCCUCCUCCUCCGGCGACUAUGGGCAGACCUCCAAGAUGAGCCCGCGCGUGCCCCCGCAGGACUGGCUGUCGCAACCCCCGGCCCGGGUCACCAUCAAGAUGGAAUGCAACCCGAACCAGGUGAACGGCUCCAGAAACUCGCCCGAGGAGUGCAGCGUGGCGAAAGGCGGGAAGAUGGUGGGCAGCCCGGAGGUGGGCAUGAGCUACGGCAGCUACCUGGAGGAGAAGCACCUGCCGCCCCCCAACAUGACCACCAGCGAGCGCAGGGUCAUCGUCCCCGCAGAUCCCACGCUGUGGAGCACGGACCACGUGCGGCAGUGGCUGGAGUGGGCCGUGAAAGAGUAUGGCCUUCCGGACGUCGACGUCCUGCUGUUCCAGAACAUCGACGGCAAGGAGCUGUGCAAGAUGACCAAGGACGACUUCCAGAGGCUCACGCCCAGCUACAACGCCGACAUCCUUCUCUCCCACCUCCACUACCUCAGAGAGACUCCUCUUCCGCAUUUGACUUCAGAUGAUGUUGAUAAAGCCUUACAAAACUCUCCGCGGUUAAUGCAUGCUAGAAACACAGGGGGUGCAGCUUUUAUUUUCCCCAAUACUUCCGUAUAUCCCGACGCUACGCAAAGAAUUACAACUAGGCCAGAUUUACCUUAUGAACCACCCAGGAGAUCAGCCUGGACCGGUCACGGCCACCCCGCCCCCCCGUCGAAAGCUGCUCAGCCGUCUCCUUCCGCGGUGCCCAAGUCCGAAGACCAGCGGCCUCAGCUAGAUCCUUAUCAGAUCCUUGGGCCGACGAGUAGCCGCCUUGCAAACCCAGGGAGCGGGCAGAUCCAGCUCUGGCAGUUCCUCCUGGAGCUCCUCUCCGACAGCUCCAACUCCAACUGCAUCACCUGGGAGGGCACCAACGGGGAGUUCAAGAUGACGGACCCGGACGAGGUGGCCCGGCGCUGGGGCGAGCGCAAGAGCAAGCCCAACAUGAACUACGACAAGCUCAGCCGCGCGCUGCGCUACUACUACGACAAGAACAUCAUGACCAAGGUGCACGGCAAGCGCUACGCCUACAAGUUCGACUUCCACGGCAUUGCCCAGGCCCUGCAGCCCCACCCGCCCGAGGCCUCGCUCUAUAAGUACCCCUCGGACCUGCCCUACAUGGGCUCCUACCACGCCCACCCGCAGAAGAUGAACUUUGUGGCGCCCCACCCGCCGGCCCUCCCCGUGACCUCCUCCAGUUUCUUCGCCGCCCCGAACCCGUACUGGAACUCCCCCACCGGGGGCAUCUACCCCAACACGAGGCUGCCGGCCGGCCACAUGCCGUCUCACCUGGGCACGUACUACUAG